AUGGUCAAAGAAAACAUAGCACGGGAGCUGCCCGUUCAACAGCUGCUCAUCCUGUCAAUAUGCCGCUUCGCUGAACCCAUCUCAUUGACCUCGGUCUUCCCCUAUCUCCCAGAAAUGAUUGAGAGCUUCGGCAUACCCAGAGAUGAGGUGUCUAAAUGGGCGGGAGUCACAUCAGCAGUCUACUCUCUGAGUCAAGCUGUCACGGGCAUUGCAUGGGGUCAGGCAUCAGAUCGCUUUGGUAGGAAGCCUGUCACACUGGUUGCCAUGAUGUGUAUCAUGACAACAAGUCUCCUCUUCGGCUUCUCUCGAACUCUUGUAUGGGCUAUUGUAGCUCGGUCACUGGCUGGUGCAAGUUGUGGUAACGUAGGCAUCAUCAGAACCAUGGUUGCAGAGAUGGUACCUUAUAAAGAGCUACAACCCAAAGCAUUCUCAGUUAUGCCGCUUGUGUGGACCAUUGGGAGCAUCUUUGGGCCUAGUCUAGGGGGCGCUCUCGCAAAUCCUGCGUUGAAAUAUCCAAUGGUGUUCGGUGAGAGUGGGCUCUUCGGGACAUACCAAUUUGCACUGCCAAACCUUGUGGGAGCCGCCUUUUUCCUUGUUGGUCUCAUGGUCGGGACACUGUUUUUGAAAGAGACAUUGGAGACCAAGAAAGAUCGACGGGACUACGGUAUCAUCUUGGGCGAUAUUCUAUUGCUACCAUUCACACGCAAGAAGCCUGGGCCAAAAUGGUCACUUGAAGAGGAACGAUCGGCCUCAUUGUUGAAGCACUCGCGCAACUCUUCGGCGGCUUCACUCGAUACUGACACCGAUGCUCAAGGAAACCGCAAGGCCGUCCCUGUAGUAGCACCUCCGACCUACCGAGAAGUAUUCUCACGGCAAUCCAACUUGAACCUUCUGACAUACAGCCUGUUAGCACUUCACUCUCUCGCAUACGACCAGCUACUCCCCAUUUUUAUGCACUACCCCCAGCAGACAGACCGCUCCAUGAAUCCAGAUGUUCAUCUACCCUUCAAGUUCACCGGCGGCUUUGGCUUAAACUCGGAUCGCAUUGGUCUUCUUUUCACAGUCUACGGGGUCUUUGGCAUGCUCAUACAAUUCUUCGUCUUCCCAUCUCUGGCUCGACAUUAUGGGGUCCUGCCAUGUCUCAAAGUUGUUACGACUAUAUUUCCGAUUGCCUACAUCAUCACACCCUUCACCGCCCUUCUCCCGACGCCUACGACACAACAAAUCGGUUUACUUGCCGUUAUGAUGAUCAAAUGCUGGGCAGGCAUCUUUGCAUUUCCGUGCACCACCAUCCUCCUGACCAACAGUGCCGUUUCUCUGCGCAUACUCGGGACCUUGAACGGUGUGGCUGUAAGUAUCAGUGCCAUCGGACGGGCAGUAGGACCUGCAAUAGGAGGCUAUAGUUUCACAGUUGGGGUAGACAAGGGUUACGGGAUCCUGCCCUGGUGGAUUCUGGGGUGCUUUGGUAUUCUGGGAGCCGUCGCGCCGUGGUGGCUUGUGGAAAUGGAAGGCUUUGGUGGUAGCAACGAUGACAGUGACAAUGACGAGGCUGGCCACGAUGAAGCAAUACUACAUAAUAACAGCGAAGAAGAGGAGCAACCAAGCGCUAUCCUCAUCGCCAGCGGGCCACUUUCAGAGAUGGGAGAAGACCAUGACCAGUUCGGCAUUGAGGGAAAUCCACUUUCUGGCUCAGAAGGUCUCUCAAAGAAAAAACGAGUCGUAGCAGCGGAGUAG
This is a messenger RNA of Letharia columbiana, 1734 nucleotides long. RefSeq lists its product as uncharacterized. Lineage: Eukaryota; Fungi; Ascomycota; Lecanoromycetes; Lecanorales; Parmeliaceae. Gene Ontology annotation, molecular function: transmembrane transporter activity. The transcript is spliced from 4 exons. Gene Ontology annotation, biological process: transmembrane transport. Bases 1 to 1734 code for a protein of 577 amino acids. The record is from RefSeq and is a predicted model, not a curated record.